UCGUAUGCGUUUGUUUUCGGCCAAGUUUUUAAAUAUCGCCGCCAACAAAUAUCCUUGUUGUUUAGAUUUUAGAAAAGUAAACUAAGGACAGUUUUAACAAGUUUGUUAGUAAUAGUUACUAUUAAUGUAAAUUUAUAUCUCUUCAUUCGUUAUGGCGACUCCCAACAGGCACAGAAGUAAAACCAGUGACAGUGGUAAACUAUGGUUUGAUAGACCUAUUCUCCAUGAUGCAUUUGAAGAGUUAUUUAAAGCAAGUCCGGUUGGCAAGCUCAUAAGUACCACCGGCAUGCAGGAUAACCUGUCACUUACAAAUCUGACUACACUGAAUUCACAACCUACCCUGAAAGUAAAAGCCACAGAGCAGUGUGAACGAGUCAUGCAACCAACAUCCAUCACUAGAACCUCAUCAGUCCAGCAGAUGGUAGUCGAUGACCCUGUGAAAUUGAGCAGUCCCGUCAGUAAUAAUCAAUCAUCAAUUCUAGAGUUUUUUAAUCAGUGUAAGCCUGUGCCACAGCAAGAUGGUGCCAUCGUCGAUUUCACAGAUGAUCAGUCAGAUGUCGACGAAAAUUUAGCAGCUCAUAUAAGUGAAAUUGUGGAAAGUCUAUCUGAGACAGAAGACGCUGAUGGAGCCACAGGCGACAAAGUUGUUUGCAGUCAUCCAGUGCUCACCACCCAUGACAUCAAUAAGCAGCAUAUCAAGAUCACAGCUGCAAAUAAUUAUAAACCAAAAUAUAAAACUUUGUCUCGUUAUAAAGACAAAUAUGAGAGAGCGACACAGCACGAGACAGAACAGCGGAACAGGACACAGUGUGAGAAGGAUCAAGAAAAGGUGGCACAACAUGAGAAGGAACAAAAAAAUCUGGCACAGCAUAACAAGGAACCAGAUAUGGUGACACAGCAUGAGAAUGAUCAACAAAACGUAGCACAACAUAAGGAACAAGAGAAGGUGGCACAAUCUGAGAAGAAACAAGAGAAGAUGAUGCAACAUAGAAAGGAACAAGAGAAGGUGAUGCAACAUGUGAAGGAACAGGAGAAGGUGGCACAAUCUGAGAAGAAACAAGAGAAGAUGAUGCAACAUAGAAAGGAAGAAAAGAAGGUGGUGCAACAUGAGAAAGAAGAAGAGAAGAUGACACCACACGAGAAGGAUCAAGAGAAAGCAACACAACAUCAGAAUAUGAGAAAAAAGUGUGCUGCAAAUGAAUGCAAACCUACAUUCCUGUACAACUGGACAAUCAUGAAGGCAGGAAAUGGGAAAACUGGCAAGAUCUGUUUGGAAGGAUCUAAAGAAAAAUUAAGCAAUGGUGACGAAAUUGCUCGGUAUUGGCAUAGUGCUGCCAUUGUAAAGCGAGUGACUGCCAAAGUUGUACAGACUAUCAGUGGCUCAACAUACAGGCUCAGUGGUCCGUUGUCUAAGGUUGCCUGGACACAACCAGAUAUGACAGUCCCAGUGCUUAAAGCUUUUGCAACUGGCUUCCCAUUGAACUGGAAAGAGGUCAUUAAAAAUCACUAUUACAAGAGAUACGAUAGCGAUGAUGAUGAUGAUUGCCUGGAUUCAACUAGCAUAUUGUGCACAUCGGUGUGGAAUGAUGACAAGUUGCAGGUGGCGGACCUGCCACAGUCAAGAUCAGGCCGCACAGUCAUACCUCCACUCGCCUACUGGACUGGGUCAAGGGUAAUGACCAAUCAGUGGUCUGAAGAUGGACAUGUCACUAUACAUGUGGAGACGGCAGAUCAUUUAACACCGACCAUUAAUUAUAAAUCGGUACAACGUUUCGGCAGGCGCACCAGUACUCCUAAAACCAAUACAAAGAUGGAGAGCGAAAGAAAUGACUCGAUGGGUAGUAAGUUUAAUGUAACGCUCACAAAUGUGUCCCACAGAAGAGAGCAGUUGAUAGAUAGUGAAGUUAAAGCAGAAUCAUCAAAGGCAGUGAAGCAAAGGAAGAGAAGAGCAGGAGUAAAAAGUGGUGUAAUUGAUAGUGAAGUUAGGGAGGAAUCAACUAGGCAGUCGACGAGAAUGAAAAGAGUGAGACGUGUAGUUGAUAGUGAAAGUGAAGAGGACCCCAUACGGCGAUUAAGGCGAAGAGAGAAAAGAGCUACAACGAGGAAUGAAGUGGGGGAUAGUGAGGUUGAAAAGGAACCUAUAAGGCGGCCAAAGAAGAUAGAGAAGACGAACAGCGUAAGAAAUGAUAAAGAAGAUCAGGUGGUUACAAAAGGUCUUGUUGGACAAAGGAAAGGUAGAAGUAAAGGAGUGCAAAAUGAAGUAGCGGGUAGUGAGGUUGAAGAGGAACCUAUAAGUCGGCCAAAGAGAAGAGAGCCAUUGAAAAGCGAGAGAAAUAAUGAUGAAGAUAGUGAGAAUAAAGAGGAGCUUAUGGGACAAUCAAGGAGAGGUAGAAGUAAAGGAGUGCAAAAUGAAUUAGCGGGUAGUGAGGUUGAAGCGGAACCUAUAAGUCGGCCAAAGAGAAGAGAGAUGUUGAAAAGCGAGAGAAAUAAUGAUGAAGAUGGUGAGAAUAAAGAGGAGCUUAUGGGACAAUCAAGGAGAGGUAGAAGUAAAGGAAUGCAAAAUGAAGUAGCGUGUAGUGAGGUUGAAGAGGAACCUAUAAGGCGGUCAAAGAGAAGAGAGCCGUUGACAAGCGAGAGAAAUAAUAAUGAAGAUAGUGAGAAUAAAGAGGAACUUAUGGGACAAUCAAGGAAAGGCAGAAGUAAAGGAAUGCAAAAUGAAGUAGAUGAUAAUAAUGUUGAAGAGGAACCUGUAUUUUUGUUAAGGGGACGAAAGAAAGGAAAAGAAAUUAGAAAUGAAGCAGAAGAUAGUGAGGUUGAAAAGGAACCUGUAAGACAGAUCAGGAGAAGAGCAAAAAGAGCAACAAUGAGGAAUGAAGUAGCGGGUAGUGAGUUUGAAGAGGAGCCUAUAAGGCGGUCAAAGAGAAGAGAGCCGUUGAAAAGCGAGAGAAAUAAUAAUGAAGAUAGUGAGAAUAAAGAGGAGCUUAUGGGACAAUCAAGGAAAGGCGGAAGUAAAGGAAUGCAAAAUGAAGUAGAUGAUAAUGAUGUUGAAGAGGAACCUGUAUUUUUGUUAAGGGGACGAAAGACAGGAAAAGAAAUUAGAAAUGAAGCAGAAGAUAGUGAGGUUGAAGAGGAACCUGUAAGACAGAUCAGGAGAAGAGCAAAAAGAGCAACAAUGAGGAAUGAAGUAGGGGAUGAUGAGGUGGACAAGGAACCUGUAUUUCGGUUCAGCCAAAGAAAAUCAAGAAAAAGGACGAGAAAUGAAUCAGAAGAUAGCGAGGUUGAAAAGGAACCUAUAAGGCGGCCAAAGAAGAUAGAGAAGACAAACAGCGUAAGAAAUGAUAAAGAAUAUCAGGUGGUUACAAAAGGUAUUGUUGGACAAAGGAAAGGUAGAAGUAAAGGUGUGCAAAAUGAAGUAGCGGGUAGUGAGGUUGAGGAGGAACCUUUAAGGCGGUCAAAGAGAAGAGGGAAAAGAGAAAGUAUAAGAAAUGCAGGAGUCUGUGAUGAGAUUGAGGAGAAACGAACAAAGCAGAGAUUGGAACAAAAGCGAAAUGGUGUGCUAAAAAAGGCUAAUAUACUAGAUAAUAAAAAACACAUUCACAAACAAGCCAAGGAAUGUGGAACUACAUAUGAAAUAGAAAAAAGCAGAAAGGCUAGAGUUUUACUGCUAAAUGAGUCAGCAGGGGAGGAAUUGGGACAAAGGAACAGGAUUAUCAGCCUUUGUGAUGAUGAUAAUGAUGAACUAGAUACUCCACCUCUGCUUUCCUGGAGGCAUACUCGAGUGCCCGUGGUCCAAGAUUCUAAAGUGGAAAUGACGUGCGCCAUCACUGAAACUCCAAAGGCAUCAAGUAGAACCAAGUCAUCCGGUGAUGGAAAACGCAAUCAAUAUGUAGAAAAAUGUACUAGUUCUACACGUGGGAGCACCUGUAAUCAACUGGAAGCAGACAAAAAUGCCGUGUGGGAUAAAAAAGACGUUAGCAAGCUAGAAAGAACAAUGCUCAGAUUUAAUCCAUCCUCACGAACCUUCUGGAAUGACGUUGCUAAUUAUAUGGGCAACCGGACAGCUAUGGAAUGUCAUCAGUUCUACUAUGAAGAUGAUGAGUUAUCAGACGAGAAAAAGUCAAUGAAGAAAGCUAAAGCACCAGCUCUGAUAACAGCGAAAAAGGGAACGAUGAAACGCAAGAGACAGAUGAGAGAUAUGUUGGAGCAACAUGAUGAGGGGUAUAGUGAGGACGAUCUAUUUGAUUCAACUCCCUUUAGGAAUAAUCCGAAGAAAGCUAAGGCAAGCUUAGUAGAAGGAGACAGCUUCAUGGAUUCUCUGAGUGCUAGUACGAUGAAGAGUUUCAUGAGAACGCCCGGUGAGAGAGCUAUCACAUGGGUUCCACCAUCCAAAAAGAAGACACCCAAGUUUGGUAGUUUCACAACACCAGUCGUCUUUAGUGCAAACAUAAAUCAAGUUGAUCGAUAUAUUCAUAAGUAUCAAGGAAGAAGAUUUGAUCAUGCCACACCAGAACCUUCAAAACUACAGUCAGCCACCAGCCAACACAGCAAGGAUAUCAACAAUGCUGCUGCAAAAAAUGUCCUAGAAAAUAAAGGUGCAAUUGACUAUGGACGGCCAGACUCUGAUGAAUCUGAGGAAGAGCUUGAUCACUACUGGUCAGAUGCAUAAUACACCCACUGACCCUGACUCCAUGACCCUUUUAAAUUUAAUAAUUUAUAGAGGUUGUUUGAAAAGGGAUUACAACCCAACUUUAAAAUGGCAUUCAUGUUUAUUUUAGUUUUUUGUAAAGAGUUGCAGUUUCGAUGCUGCAGGCUAUGUAAGCAAUCUACAUAAGGUAGCAAUUUGUUCUGAUAUUUCGUAGUACCUAUACUAAGUAUUAUCUGUACUAGUAAAACUAAUUGUGAUUACAAUCUGGGGCCUAAAGUACAUUACAAUAGGAUUAUGUACAACGUUUAGAGCAGAAUAUUCAAAGUGUUCUUUCAGCAGAUGUGUUCUAAUAAUUUUGCUAAUGAUGAGGGAAUGUACAUAAUAUCUAUAUUACAACCUCAUGAUAGCAGGUUGAAAACAUAGAUCCCCUGUUGAGUACAGAUAUCAUGGAUAGGCUAGGAGUCCAGUAGUUUCCAGUUAGUAUAUUUUAUGUUCAUUGUGGAUGAUGAAUCGUGGGUCUACCACAUGAAUCAACUGUGUGUACAUAUAUAUGUUGGAGGUGAAAUAGGAGUCGAUGGAAUUUUAGUUUGAAUACUUUAUAUGAGAUUGCCAAUUGCCAUUGUUGUGUUGUAUAUGCCAUGCUAUGCAUCGGUUUCUUUUUUGUGAAAGUUCGUUUAGUAGUAUGUAUGCUUAUGUAAUCUCAAUUUCGUCCAAUCUCUGACAGAUUUAUUACAAGUGCUACAGCUCACUCAUCUUAACCAAGUGCCCUCUCUUACAGUGUUAGUAUCACCAUUUGUAUAAUAAAAUGUGUUAUAUAUGCUUAAAUAUGUAGAUCCUAUAUACAUUUACUGAUAUACUUAA
Molecule: messenger RNA, 5506 nt
Organism: Priapulus caudatus
Lineage: Eukaryota; Metazoa; Priapulida; Priapulimorpha; Priapulimorphida; Priapulidae
Product: mis18-binding protein 1-like
Exons: 16
Coding region: 152-4666 (1504 amino acids)
Source: RefSeq, a predicted model, not a curated record